Molecule: messenger RNA, 204 nt
Organism: Umbelopsis ramanniana AG
Lineage: Eukaryota; Fungi; Mucoromycota; Umbelopsidomycetes; Umbelopsidales; Umbelopsidaceae
Exons: 1
Coding region: 1-204 (67 amino acids)
Biological process (GO): translation
Cellular component (GO): ribosome
Molecular function (GO): structural constituent of ribosome
Source: RefSeq, a predicted model, not a curated record
AUGGGUAGCCCUUUCAUAGCUCGCCCUCUUCUGCAAUCAGCUAUCCAGCCAGCACUUGUCUCUCCUUCACUCACACUCAUGCGCACCAUGAAGGUCAGAGCCUCGGUCAAGAAGAUAUGCGAUGGAUGCUCAACUGUUAAACGACGUGGAAAAGUUUUUGUCGUCUGCAGCAAGAACAAGAAGCACAAGCAAAGACAAGGAUAG